AUGUCGUCGACAAGAUCCAGCAUAAACGUCCAGCUCGCACGACUGCCUAUCGAACUUCGAGAACAGAUUGCUGAACACGUCUCCGCCCCUGAAACGACCAUGGUCACCCCAAUGGACAUAGACGCAUCGUCAGACCCCAGAAUUCCACCCGCUGAUGGUUCAUGCCCCCUACUGGCUCUGCCUAAAGAAUUGCGCCGUCGAAUCUUCGGCUGCGUCUUGCCGCCAAAGGACAAGAUCAUUGAGCCUUACCAGACACCUGGUCAGCCCCAGGCCCCGAGAUCUGUCGCACCUGGCGCAGCUGCUGCGCCUCCCGUGCCUGUUGCGCCUCCUCUUCACACUCAUCUGCCUCAAAUAACACAAAUGCUUCAGAAUCAGAACACGCCCGCGCAAGUACUACAGCAUAUUCAGAAUGUAGCAGCUCAACUGGCUCAGAAUGUGGCGUCGCAACAAAACACACAACAAGUCGGCAGUACUGUUACCAGAUCGAAGGCUGCAAAAGCAAAGAAGGAGGCUGUUCUAGCUGUAGGUGACGCUCUGGUUCUUUGCAAGCAGAUUGCUGCAGAGAUUCUGGUCAUGCUGUACGAGGAGCGCACAUUCGCUAUCAACAUUCACGAGGGUAUCUCGCAGGGUGGCAUCGAGUUUCUCAACUCCGGCCGCCAGCGUCUGCAAUACCGUGAACACUUCACCCAGGUUCGUUUCAAGCGCUUUGAGGGUCCAGAUGACCCAUUUGGCUUCUCGCGCAUCAAGCGCCUGAUGGUUCGCAUCUAUCCAGCACCCACCGCAGCCUCAGAUCAGAAGAACAGUCGUCACGAUGUUAUGCACACGCACUUUAUGAUUCGUGCCCUCGUCAAGCUCCUCAAGCAUGACGGCAACUUCGGCCUCAAUCGCCUGCAGAUCCGCUUUGUUGAGCCUCGAAGCGCCUUCUGGCGACCAUAUCCCUGGCAAAACACGACUGACUUCUCUCUUCGCAGCUCGUCGAUUCAUGGCAUAUCGAACAUCGAGAUUAUCUUGCGCGGUCUAUUUGAGCUACGUCAAGUCCAUACCGCAGCCUGCGAAUUGCCCCCGGGCCUAUACAGAGACAAAGGACUCAGCGACUUUAUCGACCGCUUACUUGGUGUAAUCACAAACAAGCUCCAUCCCAGCACUAUGGAUGACGAGAUCGCCGUCAAGAUCGAGAGCGCAAAGGAUAUGUUGGACGACUGGGUCCAUACAGCCAUGUUCAGUACUCAAUUCUCAAGAACCAUGACUGCCAAACUCGAGGACUCUGAUUUCGACGAUUUGAAGGAAGCCGACCAUUUCAGCUCCUAUCCAGAUGAGGAUGACUAUCCUGAGCUGCCCGCUCGUACGGACAGAAGAAAGGGGCUUGCAGUCGGUUGUUAUUCGCCUGAACUCCACGAUGCCUACGAAGAACGUAUCACAAGCAUGGAUGAUGAAGGUGUGGAAGGUCGGGAUCCUGGUUUCCAUGUUCUCAAGAACAGAAUGUCGCUGUCGGUGGGAAAGCGCUCCAGUGAUAACAGAUCUGGUCGCGCCUGCUCGUCAAGACGCUCAGAACGUAGCCCGCCGCUCAGCUCUUCCAGUCGUGAAAGCAGUGGAGGAGCCUCACUUUUGGAAAUGAUAUCCAUCAAUGAUGAAGACACCUUGUCUAGCUUGAAUUUGCUGUUUGACGCCAACUCAGCCUCGGUUAAGCACCGCAGAACUCAUUCGUCAGUACAACGUACCAACAACCAUGGAUCCGUUGCUAAGCCGGAACUACGCAGGUCCGAAAGGGUACGCGCACGCAAUGCUGCCGACGAUACCAGAAUGAUCACCGACGGCGACACAACUCCCUCGCCCGAAAAAUUCGUUCCUUCUUCAGGAGCCAAAAUUCCUCGUAGAAUUCUCUCAAGAGCCAAUGGAUCUGAUGUCUCAUACUCUGACCGCAUCGGCCGUAUUAUGCGCCUUUUCAAAGACGAUGACACUGAUUCAACCUCCAGUCUUGCAACCAUGACACCAACACAUACCGCCGCACCUUUGGCCUCCAUCAACAGGCUAGUCUCUGGAUCUAAGAAUCAGUCACUAUCAGAUGUGCUCAAUCAAACAGCCGGCAAUAGCACUCAGGGUAACAAAGAAUCUGAAAGCUCGAAGCAAAACAUGUCCGAAGACCUGAUCGACCUUGAGGACAACGAGGAGGGUGACCUUGGGCUCAAGUCUAACUUCCUGGCAUGA
Molecule: messenger RNA, 2205 nt
Organism: Aureobasidium musti
Lineage: Eukaryota; Fungi; Ascomycota; Dothideomycetes; Dothideales; Saccotheciaceae
Source: the annotation of a GenBank genome assembly